Molecule: messenger RNA, 1476 nt
Organism: Mobula hypostoma (lesser devil ray)
Lineage: Eukaryota; Metazoa; Chordata; Chondrichthyes; Myliobatiformes; Myliobatidae
Product: tumor protein p63-regulated gene 1-like protein
Exons: 5
Coding region: 185-1066 (293 amino acids)
Cellular component (GO): cytoplasm
Source: RefSeq, a predicted model, not a curated record
GGACAUUCACAUCGAGGCUGUCCGCGUCCCUGCCACUUCCUGGUUUACCGCAGGUGACCGACGAUCCCGAACAACUGACAGCCCCUGCCUCCGACCCUGACGCUCCUGGAGCCAGUCCGGUCAGUGAGCCUCCGACAGCAACAGGUCCCCGCACCAGGACGAGCUGGGAUUUCCUCUGCCCGCCAUGGGCGAUGAGCCAAAGCCGUGUGCGCCUUUCCGGAAAGGGGAAGAGGCUGCGAACGUCCCUCCAGACUCUGUCGCAUCCGUGCCGCCUGUUCCAGCGGUGGAGGAGGAGGCGGCCGCUGACCCAGGGUCCCCCGGGGCCACCACCCCCGCACCGGCUACUGACUUCUCACAUCUGUACCCGCCACUCCCGCGCGGGGAGUUUUCCCCCACCGUUGUCCCCCCGUCCGUCAGCCACGGCGCCCGCGACGAGUUUUUCGCCUUACGGCCAGGGACAUUGCAAACAGCGAUCAGCGAGACUGAGAAAAAACUGACGGACGAAGACGGAAAAGUGGAGAGCGCCUGGCUUCUGGUGGAAGUGGACCACUGGAACCGGGAGAUCGAGCGACUGGUGCUGCUGACGCCUCAGGUCUUGCUAGUGUGUCACUACGACUUUGUGGGCCUGUACUGUCACCUGAUGCUCCGGAUUCCCCUUCACUACAUCGACAGCAUCACGGUUGGGCCAUUCCAGUUCCCGGCAAAGUCCUUCAGCAGGCGUUCCGGUCUCGGCUUGCGGAUCCAAUGGGACAAACUGCGGGAGCCCUCCUUCCGUUCCCGGUGGAAUCCAUGGUCGCGGGAUCUGCCGUUCCUCAUUCUAACAGAACAUCCCGGGGCAGAGAGGAAGCACGAGCUGUCCUCCUUCUGCGAGAUGCAGCGCUUCCGCACCGAGCUGACGAGCCUGGCGCUGACUGCGCACCAGAAUCGGCCCCUCCCCGGCCGUGCCAAUGGCCCCCUUCUGCUGGAGAAACCGAUCCAGAUGGAGACCUUUCUCGGCCUGGUAUCUGCCUUAAGCAACUGGUCACAGCUGGGUUACUCCAAACCCCGUGGGCUCUUUGGCUUCUAGGAGUCACGGCAGCCCGCUGUCAGCACCAAAGUACAGCCGGUGGGCUCCUUAUUAACUCAUAAAGUGGACACCGAGUGUGUGUUCAUGGUCUUCUGCUGCCACAGCGCAUCCACUUCGAGGUUAGGUGUGUUGUGUGUUUAGAGAUGCUCUUCAGCAUAACAUCGUUGUAGUCAGUGUUUAUCUGAGUAACUGUUGGCUUCCUGUCAGCCUGAACCAGUCUGGCCACUCUCCUCUGACCUGUUUCAUUAACAAGGCAGUUUUGCCCGUAGAACACCUGCGCUCUGGACGUGUUGGUUUGUUUGUUUUCCGCACCAUUCUCUGUAACCUUUGGAGACAGGGGAUCAGAUUUUCCUUGUACUGUAUUUUGUAUACCUGUAUUGUAUUUCUGCAUCCAUUAAUAAAUAAAAUGA